GAGAGAGAGAGAGAAGGGGAAGCUAUGAAUGAUGAUGGAGGAAGUUAAAAAGGGCGGGGUCAACUGUCCGCCCAUCAUCUUCCAUUUUCUCUUUCCGUUACUUGUUUCCACAGAUGCUGUGUUCGACUUUGGGUGUGAUAUAAGUUUAAAAUGAACAGCAAGGUUUUGUUACGAGAGGUGGCAUUUUUACUGUUGCUUUGCCUGAGAGGUUAUGCAGCUGAAACCACUGAACCUUUUUACAGCACCACUGAACCCAUGGAGAGUGCUAACGUAAUUUCCACAGAGAUGACAACGGAUCCAGUAACCACUGAACACCACAACGACGCCACAUCUCCAGCACCUGAAAAUAUCUCCACCAAUAUCUCCACCAAUAUCUCCACCAAUGUCUCCACCAAUAUCUCCACCAAUCUCUCCACCAAUAUCUUGACCAAUGUCUCCACCAAUAUCUCCACCGUUACCCAUGUGACUCCAAUCGAGACGUCCACAGUCAAUGCAACACAAACAGUGACCGUGAAGACCGUCAGCUCCAAAGCUUCGGGGGCGAAACACAAUUCUACUACAGUAAAAUUGGAGAAAAGACUGGAUGAGGAUAAACAAUUUAAAUACGAUGAUGAGUCGCUGCGCCGAGGAGGGUUGUGCAUUGCUGCCAUUCUCUUUGUGAUGGGGAUCCUGGUUCUUGUGUGUGGUAAAGUGAAACGAAUACCACGCUGUCGGGUUAACAAAGGAAGUUCAUACGAGGUGACCAAAAGUUAGCGCUCGACCCAGCAUCGAUCACAGGCUCAUCAAUAAAGUGAAACGCAGCAGAGGAAACACGGAGGAGCCGGACGGACCCGUUCUGACAGUAGUUACACACUUAUUUCCCCAUGUGACAAAAAAACAACAACAAGGGCAAGAUGGAGAGAUUGUGUGCGUUGAGUGUGUUCAUUAUUUUAAACUGAUAUGUGGGUUUGUCACACAAAGGCAUUGGGGAAUAAAGAGUGUGCUGUCGUGCGGCACUAAAAAUGCCAGCGGAAACCCAACGGCUGGAUCCCAGCGUAAUCACACAUUUCAGACACAAAAUCCCUUCAUUCCCCCAGCACCAAACCGCUCUGAGCGUCAAACUUUGUUCAACACAGACCUGUACUUGUGUUUUUAUUAUUUUUCAAUAUUCUGCAUCUUCAGAUGUGUCAAUCAUUUUGUAUAAGAGGGAAAAGAGUUAUGUAGCUCACAAGCACCCUCGUGAGGCCAUAUGGGAUAUUUACUGUAAACCACAACAAAACAGAAUAAAAGUAUAAUGUGUACUA
Paramisgurnus dabryanus is the source of this 1283-nucleotide messenger RNA. RefSeq names its product FXYD domain containing ion transport regulator 5 (gene fxyd5). Lineage: Eukaryota; Metazoa; Chordata; Actinopteri; Cypriniformes; Cobitidae. Gene Ontology annotation, cellular component: membrane. The record is from RefSeq and is a predicted model, not a curated record. Gene Ontology annotation, molecular function: sodium channel regulator activity. Gene Ontology annotation, biological process: regulation of sodium ion transmembrane transporter activity.